AAGUAACCCCGCGGGGUUCUGUGAGAUACACCUCGUCCUCAUCACACAGGCACUAUAAUUAGCUGUGUGGGUGUAUGCUUGUGUGAAGGUGGAGAUCAUGGUGUUUAUUCAAAGCAUUUUACUUUGUAAAAUAGAAUGAGUUCAAGCCCAAGAACAUCAAGAAGAAGAAGAUGAGUAUUAUCAUGUCUGUGGACGAAAACAGAAGUGAACCAGGAGCAGGGAGACAUACCAAUAAUCCCAUUGGUCCAUGAGCCCAUGUCAGGCUCCUUGAUGACAACAUGCCUAUGGCACCUGAAGCGGAGGGGAUCCAACUGAAGAACGUCACCCCUGCACAGUGGGACAGAAUCCUCCCGAUAGGAAUCAUCCAGAGGGAGGAUCCCAACCAGAACCAAUCAUUCCAACAAUACGUCAUCCCAAUCAAAAACAAUGGAAUGGAACAGAUGGAAUAUCAUGGACCACCUCCACCUCCCAUCAUCCCCAUGGUGGGAUCCUGGGACACUGGAGUGAAUGCUCCACGUUGUGGAGAUUUCUAUGCCAGGAGAAAAGAUAUCCGGAGUAGAUAUGUGGCGGAUCCUGCUUUAAUGACCAUCACCAAGCCAGAACACUUCGAGGCCAACCCUCAGAGCCAGGCUGGCAGUUGGCCGGUGGCUAAACCUCAGCACCCAGCACCCCCAGUACAGAAAACACGAAACAGUGGAGGCUGGCUCAGGUGGUUCUUCGGAGAAAAGGAAGAAGUUCUUCAGAUGACAAGGAUACCAGAUGACAAGCCUAAUUCUAUUGUCUGGGAUCAAAACCUGCACAGAUGGGUUGACGCAAGUCCCAUGCCCAAGACUGAGAACAAGCCUGUUCCACCUCCUCCCCCGAUGGGGAUGUAUCUGGAGAACUCUAGUCUCCCCAAAGGAGUGAAUCCUUACUCCAUGAAAGCAGCAGAUCAAGGAAGCCUAGGGGACAGGUAUCCCAAGCUAUUGUACCAUGGUGGGAUCACUACAACACCUCCAUACCAGGGUCCUGGAUCGCUCCCUGCCCAGCAUGCAACACUCAUGGCACCGAUGACUGUGCCAUUCGAUGUUGACAGGCAGAAACUUGGCCCAGGCACUCUACCCUUUUGAGAAUCGACACUGAACAAUCCUUCUGCAACGAUUUAUUUAAUUAGCUUUAAUAUACAGCAACACUUGGCUGAAGUUUCAGUGAUUUUUAAGCUAUUUAUUUUUGUCUCACAGGUCGUUUUCCAGGAGGGAUCAUUUGAUAUUUCAGCAUUUUAAAAGACAAAAUAAAAUAAGAUUUCGGGCUUUGAAAAGUUAUUAAAAAUCUGUAUGUUCACGUAGCUUUGAUAUGUUUUCUGGCAUCCUUUACAAGCCCAUCGCUUGUGCACAUUUCUCUAUGUUACAUACUUUACAGAUGGGUAUAUUAUUUAUACAUAUGUUUUUCAAAAUAUAUUCAAAAAAGAAUUAAUCUAUUUCAUAAACAUAAUAUCAAAUGUAAAUAAAGUGCAUUUUAAAUUGUACACCAUAUAUUUCAAUAUAUGACUUUACUGCAGGCCUAGCGUUGUGGGUGGGCCUUAGGGAGCCAUGCUCGCCC
Molecule: messenger RNA, 1578 nt
Organism: Oncorhynchus tshawytscha (Chinook salmon)
Lineage: Eukaryota; Metazoa; Chordata; Actinopteri; Salmoniformes; Salmonidae
Product: protein transport protein Sec16A-like
Exons: 8
Coding region: 279-1109 (276 amino acids)
Source: RefSeq, a predicted model, not a curated record